GAGUCCAGUAGCCGCAUUACACACAGGACAGCCAGAAGAAAGACUGGAAAUACAGAAAGAGGACUUUUCCUUUGGAAGUAAGAAAGGAAGAGCUCCAGCAGAAGCUCCAGCAGACAAGCUUUGCUGCAGAGACCAUGGAUUGCUGGAAGCAAGAAAAAAGCAGCACUUGGAUUUUUCCCACCUUGAUUCUCUGCCUCUACGGAUUCUUCUACAUGAUGAAACCAUCAGAACCUUUCCUAACCCCCUAUCUAACAGGACCAGAUAAAAACCUCACCAUAGAUGAGGUUACCAACCAGAUUUUCCCAGUUUGGACAUACUCCUACCUUGCACUCCUUUUCCCAGUCUUCCUGAUUACAGACUACGCGCGCUACAAGCCCGUCCUCCACCUCCAGGGCAUCAGCUUCAUCAUCACGUGGCUCUUGCUGCUCUUCGCACACGGAGUGCUGGCCAUGCAGAUGGUGGAAUUCUUCUACGGGAUGGCGACAGCCACUGAGGUCGCUUAUUACGCCUACAUCUACAGCGUUGUCAGCCCCGAUCACUAUCAGAGAGUGACGAGCUAUUGCAGAAGUAUCACUCUGGUUGCGGCCACCGUUGCCGCCGUGCUGGGACAGCUGCUGGUUUCCUUAGCAGACGUAUCCUACUUUCACCUUAACGCCAUUACUUUGGCUUCCGUGUCCCUGGCAUUCGUGUGUUCCUUUUUCCUCCCAAUGCCUCAAAAGAGCAUGUUCUUCCACAGGAAGGAUGUCUCGCCAACUCCCCCAGCACCAGAUAAAGCCGCCGUGGCCUCAGUUGGCCCCGACGGGCCAUCGAGCUGCCACAAGGACGAGGGCUCCGUAUCUGCUGACAGGGGACCAACACCCAAAGCGCAGGCUGAUAACGCCGAGCCCCAGAAUCACGUGCUCAGAGUCCUGGUGCAGCUGAGCAAGGACCUGAGGGACUGCUACAGCUCUAGGAAACUUCUCUACUGGUCCCUGUGGUGGGCUCUGGCUACGGCAGGCUUCAACCAGGUUCUGAACUAUAUCCAAGUGCUGUGGGACUUCAGAGCCCCCUCUCACAGCUCUGCAGUGUACAAUGGAGCGGUUGAAGCAAUAGCAACUUUUCUGAGUUCGGUAACAUCUUUUGUAGUACAAUAUAUGAAAAUUAACUGGGACCUUUUUGGAGAACUGGCUUUAGGGAUCUUCUCUGCAAUAGAUGCUGGUUCUCUAUUUCUCAUGCACUUCACUACCAACAUCUGGGCAUGUUACGCCGGCUAUCUCAUUUUCAAAGCAUGCUAUAUGCUCCUCAUAACAAUAGCAACGUUCCAGAUUGCAGUCAAUCUGAGCAUGGAGCGCUACGCCUUGAUGUUUGGAUUCAACAACUUUGUUGCACUGGUGAUUCAGACCAUUCUUACAGUAGUCGUCGUGGAUUCAAAAGGCCUGGGACUGAACAUAGUGACUCAGUUUUUAAUUUAUGCCAGCUACUUCGCAGUCAUAGCUGGGAUUUUCUUGAUCAGAAGCAUUUGCAUGCUUGUCUCAAGCAAAUGCAAAAGGAAAACAGCAAGAUCUUGCAAAGAGCAUCUGAACCAUGCUGAACGCGAAUCAAAAGAGCAGGUUGCAACUGGCUAUGCGACACGGCUGUAGCAGUCGGGCAGAGAUUCGAGAUAACAGGCUCACAUGGCAAGGCCCUCGUGGGAGAAGAGCUCCUACUGCAGCACACAGGGAACAGCGGCACCAGAUCGACACACAACACAGCCCUGAAAAGCUACGCUGAAUCACUGCAGCACUUUGUUACAACAUAUGCCAGCUAAGACAUCACCAUAAUGGCACCAUGCCAAGAAGAGAACAUAAGUUGCUUUAGAUUCUUAUUUACUUGCCUAUAAAUAGCUUAACAGCAGUAAUUUAUAAACAAGAACAGAGUAACCACCUUGGCAUCCUACCGUGCACGCUGGCAAAGAUCAGAGUGCACCCUGCCUUGCUCAUUCUAAAUCUUGUAUAGGGUAUUGGCAAGCUGCUUCCGUGCAGGUUUGCUCAUGCAGGUGGGUGAAGGGUCUGUCCCCCCUGUGCACAUACCUUGUUCUGAACCAAGGAAGAAGGGAUUGUGCUUCCUUCAUUGUAUUCUUUCCUAUAUACCUCCAGGCAAUUCGGUGACAGACUUCUCCUUUCUAAUUUAAAAGCCCAGACCAGAAGCGGGCCUUUUGCACACAAUGGUGCAGAAAAGCAGGGUUUGCACAGCCUGUCUGAGAAGGUUCACUAAAACACCACUAAGCCACAAUUGUUGCUUGGCCCACAUUUGAAAGCUGCAACCUAAAGACAAUACUGAGUCUGUAGCAAUCUCAACCCAGAAGGGAAAAAUUUCCGAGUCAAAACAAAAUGAAAGAGCCCCACUCCUUUCCUUGUGCUUCCAGUAAAAUUAAAUGCAGGACUAAGUGUCUUCCUGUUUCAAGGGGAAAAGAAAAAAAAUAUCAAAGGGAUUGAGUAGCAUGGACUGAAACCAGAGAAGUAUGUUGUGGAUAAAUUUGGCCAAUUCCUCACAGGAAAAUUCAAGAUUAACAUGAAUAUCCAAGAAGAUGUGUAACUGAAACAAAAAGCUAGCAUCAUGUGUGCUUUUGAGUGCCAAAUGAGGGAGAUCCACUGAUUUUGGCCAAGGAUUCGGCAGGGUCAGCAUCUCAGAAUUUAUCAAGAAGCUUCAAGCCCUACGGCUAAUUUAGUCCAGCACAAAGGACGUCCAGAAGAAAAAAGAGACCUUAAAUGAGUUUACACAGUGAAUGCCUGAUUUAAUAUAAGUUAUAUCCAUAUGUUAAAGCUAUUUCUGUGCUGCUGUUUGCUUCUAGCUUCCAAUACCUACACUAACUAAU
This is a messenger RNA of Chroicocephalus ridibundus (black-headed gull), 2833 nucleotides long. Its product is annotated as thiamine transporter 2-like. The record is from RefSeq and is a predicted model, not a curated record. Gene Ontology annotation, biological process: transmembrane transport; vitamin transport. Gene Ontology annotation, cellular component: plasma membrane. Bases 135 to 1619 code for a protein of 494 amino acids. Gene Ontology annotation, molecular function: thiamine transmembrane transporter activity. NCBI's taxonomy places the organism in Eukaryota, Metazoa, Chordata, Aves, Charadriiformes, Laridae. The transcript is spliced from 6 exons.